AUGGAUAUCCAUCAUGAUGAGCUCAAUCAAUCCAGCCAAUGGCCAGACUUUGAUUUCCCAUUCCAACCCUAUGAUAUACAAGUGCAAUUUAUGAGAACUUUAUACACUGUAUUGCAAGAUAGAAAGAUUGGCAUUUUUGAAAGUCCAACUGGAACUGGGAAAUCAUUGAGUUUAAUCUGUGGCGCUAUAACUUGGUUAAAUGAUUUUAAUCGAAACAUCGAAGGCAGGAUUGAAUCAAGGUACUUAAAACUCGAUAUACAAUUGUCUGUAAUUUUAGAGCUCAGUUGGAUAACGGAAUAUGAUCAACAGAAAGCUGAUAGGGAACGAUUGCAAAUAGUUCAGAGUAUGAAACAAAAAUUAUUAGAUAGACAAUCUCGUUUGAAGAAUAUUAAGAAAAAUUUUUCAACAGUUAAAACGAAGGUAUGGAACGAUGCUGACCAACGAAGUACGAUUGAAUAUGAAGAUAAAUCUAAUAGUGGCUCUACAGAAGACUUGGACGACGAAGAUUUAUUAAUUUAUGAUUACCAUACUGAUGAGGAGGAAGAAACAAAACUAGAUAAUGGCGCUUCUGAGGAAGAAGAAGAUGGAAAGAUUGCCGAUGACGAUCCUGAAAUUACAAAAAUUUACUACUGCAGUCGUACUCAUUCACAGCUAGCUCAAUUUAUUGGUGAAGUAAAAAAAUGCAAUUUUGCAGAUAGUAUUCGCCUUGUUGUUCUUGGAUCUCGACAAAAUUUGUGUAUUAAUCCUUCAGUUGUUAAGCUAAAAUCUGUGAAUAAAAUUAAUGAUAAAUGCCUUGAAAUGCAAAAACGAAAGAAGGAAGAAAAAGUAACUGUGGCUCAUAAAGAUAGCAAUAAAAAAAGAAAAAUUUCAAAAUUAUCUGGAUGUCCUUACUUAAAUAUAGCCAGUCGGAACGAUCUGCGCGAUUAUAUUUUGGCUGAUAUUCACGAUAUUGAAGAGGUGGUUCAUUUUGGUACAUCUUUAAAAGCAUGCCCUUAUUACGGAGCAAGAGCAGCAUUAUCGCAAGCUGAUAUUGUUGUAACGCCAUACAACACAUUACUUAGUAAAUCGACUCGUGAUGCUUGCGGCAUUAAGCUAGCCGGUAAUGUUGUGAUCGUUGACGAAGCGCACAAUCUAUUAGAGACCAUUGGCAACAUAAACAGCGUUGAGUUAUCUCAUCGGCAGUUAACAGAAGCUAUGCACCUGCUACAAUGUUAUCAAGAUCGCUAUAAGAAAAGACUAAGUGCAAGAAAUUUGGUAUUUAUUAAGCAGCUGAUAUACCUAUUGAAAUGUAUCGUUGGUAUAUUUACUAAUACGAAUAAUAAAACUUCACCCGAGAAAGAGACGAGUGUCUACCGAAGCAAUGACUUCUUACUCUCACUUAACGUUGAUAAUUUGAACUUAUUUAAGAUUUUAAGAUACUGCAAGCGCACUUCAAUUUCCAAAAAGCUUAAUGGAUUUAUGGAGAGAUACAAAUCAACAGUACAAGUAUCGACUAGGUCGGAAAGUACAGAGCAUGGCGAAAAUGAUAGCAUCUAUGAUAGUUAUAUGGCUGCAUUUCAAAACAUAGAAAAUUUCUUAGAGCUCUUGACAAAUCCUAAUCAAGAUGGCAGAGUUGUAGUCAAUCAUCAAGCAAUGCAAAGUCAGUCGACUGUGAAAUACCUGCUUUUAAAUCCAGCAAGUUACUUUGCUGAGAUAAUUAAUGACUGUAGGGCAGUCAUUAUCGCUGGUGGUACUAUGCAACCGGUAAAUGAUUUAAGACAUCGAUUGUUCUUUGCUUGUGGGGUUGAGUCUAGCAGAAUAACCGAAUUUACAUGCGGGCAUGUUAUUGCACCGGACCGAAUAUUACCUUUCUCGUUGUCUAAAGGGCCUUCAGGCUUAGAGUUGGAUUUCUCAUUUCAGUCAAGAGAGCUUAACACAAUGAUUGACGAAUUUGGAAGAAUUUUACUUAAUUUUGUGAAUGUUAUACCUGGCGGUAUGGUAUGUUUCUUUGCCUCUUAUGAUUACGAAACGAUUGUUUAUACCCGAUUAGAGAAAACUGGAAUACUAGAAAAAAUUGGGAGAAAGAAAAAAGUUUAUAGAGAGCCUCGAAAAUCAGCUAAAGUCGAACAAGUAUUAUCUGAUUAUGCUCGAUGCAUUCAGUUAAGCGACAAAAAAUUGGGAAGUACUAGCUUGAAUGGAGCCGUACUAUUUAGUGUUGUUGGAGGCAAAAUGAGCGAGGGAAUAAAUUUUUCCGAUGGUUUAGGAAGGCUAUGUAUAUUAAUUAUUAUUAUUAAUACGACACAACUCUUUCUUAGGUGCGUUAUCAUGGUUGGCUUGCCAUAUCCCAAUAGCAAGUCUCCAGAACUGAUUGAAAAAAUGGAGUAUUUAGAUUCUUUAUCGAGUGUCUCUUCACCCGAUUCAUCGAAGACCCUUGGGCAGAUGUAUUACGAAAAUAUCUGUUUAAAAGCGGUGAACCAAUCUAUUGGGCGUGCAAUUCGACACAUCAAUGAUUAUGCAGCUAUCGUUCUGCUCGAUUAUCGUUAUAAACGAUCGAGUAUCCGGUCUGGACUAGCAUCAUGGAUAAAUGAGCGUUUGAUUGAAUACGACCGUUUCGGUGCAGCUUUCGCGUCUACUCGUAAGGUAUUAUUCUCUUUAGUAAAUUGUAUUCCUCCUGCUGUGCACUUCUGCAGGGUAAACGUAGUUAUAGCUCUAGUUGAAUAA
Molecule: messenger RNA, 2700 nt
Organism: Trichoplax adhaerens
Lineage: Eukaryota; Metazoa; Placozoa; Uniplacotomia; Trichoplacea; Trichoplacidae
Exons: 20
Coding region: 1-2700 (899 amino acids)
Biological process (GO): nucleobase-containing compound metabolic process; establishment of sister chromatid cohesion
Cellular component (GO): nucleus
Molecular function (GO): hydrolase activity, acting on acid anhydrides, in phosphorus-containing anhydrides; DNA helicase activity; DNA binding
Source: RefSeq, a predicted model, not a curated record